AUGGCCCUUUGUACCUACAGCAAGUCGGAAGUCUAUCGGGAAGAGAUUCUUACAGAGUGCCCCAUGGGGAUUGGGGUCGAUGCGGCAAGAAAGUGCUUCUGCAAAACGAGGGAAUAUCGCAACGACUUGAGGGUUGCGGUGUGCUUGUUCCCAAAGACUUGGAACGGUCAACCGAUUCAUUCCAUCGAACGCACCCGAGAGACCCUUGAGAGGAUCGCCAGGGACGAUCGUCGGAAGAGAUCGCAAGAAAAGCUGAACGCUAAGGAGAACGAAACGAUGGCGACAGACACACAGACCACCCAAGCGGCCGAUACGGCGGCGGUUGAGUCCGACAAUAGGGGGAAUGAACUUGCUGUGAGUGAGCUUGUUGGUGGCACUGGACACGCCGUGACGAUCUACGACCGCUUCGCGGCCUCAUCGGGCUUUAUGAUGGCCCUCGCGAAUGCCUUUGAGAAGUCUCGGAUGUUCGGCUGCAAGAACAAAGAGCAGGGUUUCAUCAUGGCGAUCGCCUGUGUCACUGAGCGUCAGUCGCCAAUCGAGCUUCAGCGAAAAUACCACAUUAUCAACGGUGGUCUUUCGAUGAAGUCUGACGUGAUGCUUGCGGAGUUUCACCGGCUUGGUGGCAAGUGCCGAAUGGUCGAGCGAUCGUCGGAAGUCGCCCGGGCAGAGUUCUCUUACAACGGCAUAAAGUACGAUCUCUCAUGCACGUGGGAAGAGGUCAAGCAAGAGCCGUAUCCGUGGAAAGACGGUAAGGUCGGCGACAAGCUGCAGCCAAACUAUUCCACACCCCGCAAGCGAAUGCAGAUGCUUUGGGCUCGACUGAUUAGCGAUUCGAUUCGCUUCAUUUGCCCAGAGGUCAACGGAGGCCAGUACACGCCUGAAGAAUUGGCGGAUGAGUCGGGGGAAUCAAUCGAUGCCAUCGAGGGCAGCUUCACGGUGCAGAGUGAAAUGCCUACGGCCGGUGAGCAAGAGGCCGACGCAGUACCCACCAAGCAGGUUUCUGCGAUCGCAUCUCAAGAGCAACUGAAAGAACUCACCACCGCAUUGGGCAAAGUGUUCGGCGAGGAUCGCGCCAAGUGGCAGGUCUUCAUCGAACGUAUCCAGCCAGGCUUGAAGUCAGCAACCGAGUUGACCACAGAGAAUGCCGCUAAGGCGAUCCAGCUACUUCAGGAGAAAGCGAAAGCGUCAAGCAGUGCAGUCAAGCAGGAGCCUGAAGAGCAGGCCGCCCAAGUCGCAACCGAAGAUCAGCUUCAACGCGUACUCCAUCUGAAAAAUGCCGCCCAGAUUGAUGACGCGACCUGGCAGCAGGUUCGCGGUCGCCUCGGUUUAGCGGAAGGUCAGCCAUUGUCCCAAGCCGGCUCGGGUUCGGUUGCCAAUCUAAUCAACUGGCUUGAAACAAAAGUGCCCAAGUCUGAGCUGGACAACUGGGCCGAAGGAGCAAGGACGAUGACGGACGAUAAUUGGGGCGAUUUUGGUGACAACGCGGUGGAAGAAGGUUUCUCAAUCUCGGGUGAUGGCGUCACUUCCGAUGAUCUUGGCGGUGGAAGUCUCGAUCGGCCCGGUUCGUAUCACUUCGAAAUAACCGAAGUGGUGCCGGAGCUCGAAGUCGUAGGCACAAGCGGCAAGGACAAGUCGCCGGCAGUGAGGUUCGAAAUGACGGUUCUUCAGUCCGUCAAAGGCCAGUGCCCCGAGGGUACGCGAUACUUCCACCGUCUGUAUGUCGGUGGCAAGGGCGGCCAGCCGAUCAAGGAAGGUUCAAAGAAAGCGAUCUUCCGCUUCUGUCUGGGCCUGGGCCUGGCAAAGGAGGUCGAAGGCAAGGGGAUCUUCGAUGCCUCGACUGGCGGUGAGAUCAACUUGGACACUUUGAAGCGAGCUCGCGGCCUUCAGUGCUGUGCUCUCAUCAAGAAAGAGGUCGACGACGACUACGGAGAGCAGUUCCGAAUACCCUUCUCCGACGUCCGCCUUCCGAACGAUCCAAAGUUCGAAGACACCCCCAAAAACUUCGACGCUCUGGUUGCCGGUGGUUAUGCGGGACCUCGUGAGGCGGCUCAAAACUUGCCGAAGCCUCCCGCCCCGGCAGCUGCAGCAAAGCCCAAUGAAGAGGCAGCCGGGAGGAAGAGCCCCACCGCGUCAAUGAAAGACGUGGUCCGAUGGAUCAGCGAUGGCGUGUUUCGCAUCGAGGACGGGCGCGUCUUUAAAGGUGACAAAGAGUUAGCCCAGCGAGUGAAUAUCCGCAAUCGGUGCAAACACGGAGACCCUCGCGUUGAUCUCUGGCACGAAGGAAAGCGUCGUUCUUGCCACGUAUCAGCGUUGGUGUGGAUCGCCAACACUGGCGAAGGAAUACCAGCAGACAGUAAUUUCGUCUUCGGUGCCAUCGACGAUGAUGCAGAAGACUCCCAACUGGGCACGACGAAAGAGAUCAAGUUUUGUGGCAGCAUCGAACGUGGGGAGAUCCUCGAAGGCGUUGAGUAUCUCUUCGUCGGCACUUGGGAUCAGCACUCGCGGUAUGGUCGCCAGUUCAAGUUCAAGCAGGCCAUUCGUCGCGAGCCGCAUUCACAGUUUGGGCUGACGAAGUAUCUCGAACGAUACGCGAAGGGAAUCGGGCCGAAACGAGCGAUUCAGUUGUGGAAUGCGUUCGGCCAGGACGCGGUGAAGACCAUCCGAACCGACCCUGCAUUGGCGUGCAGUGCGGUCGACGGUUGGAAAAUCGAAGACGCCCUGAAGGCAUCUGAGGAUCUGAGAAAGCUGCAGGCCGAAGAGGAAACACGGAUCGAAUUAACCAAUCUCUUCGCCGGCAGAGGCUUCCCGGGAAAGCUGGUGGAUGAGUGUAUCGAUCGAUGGGGCAUCAUGGCUCCAAAGCGAAUCAAGCGUGACCCCUUCUCGCUGCUGGUGAACGGAAUGAAAGGGUGCGGCUUUGCUCGGUGCGAUCGCCUGUACCUCGACUUGGGUUUGAAUCCGCUGAGGCUGAAGCGACAGGUCAUCUGUGCUUGGCAUCUCAUUCACAGCGACAUGAGUGGCCACACCUGGCUGCCCGCGAGAGUGAUUGUGCUUCGCCUGGGCGAGAUGGUUGGCAAUUCUAAGGCCAGCCCCGAGAAGGCCGUGAAGAUCGGCGUUCGUGCUGGGGAGGAACGAACGAUGGCAGCACAUUGGAAGAAGGUCCAGGCGAAGGAAGAAGAGACGGUGAUGAUGACCGUCCGCCUGCCGCGUGGACAGCGGGACAGAUUCAGCACAGUGGUCCGAGCGUCGACGCGGGGGGAAGUCUCGCGGGAUGAUUUUCUGCGGCGAUUCGUUGAAGCGGUGAUUGACGAUGCGGACAACGAUCGAGAUCCGCAGGACCAGCCAGAUGAUUCGGUGGAUUUGAUCUUUGGGUCUCCACCUUACGAGGAUGCUCGCACCUACGGCAUCGACUUCAACCUGAAAGGCCAAGCUUGGGUCGACUGGCUUUUUGCUCGCUGGGUUGAAAUGGACCGUGUGUGCCGUGGAGUAGUGGCGAUGGUCGUCAGCGGCAAGGCAGACGGACCGCAAAGCUACUCUUCGACGCCGGCAUUACUAGAAGCGGACUUGAAGCGGGCGGGUUUCAACACUCGACGCAAGCCGGUCUAUGCAAAGAACGGCCUUGCUGGGAGUGGUGGCAAAGAUUGGCUUCGUGCUGACACCGAAGACAUUGUUUGCACAACGCCAAAAGGGCUUCUGCCCUGGUCGGAUAACACCGCAAUGGGAGGACCGCCGAAGUACAGGCGUGGCGGUCGUUUUUCCAAUCGCACAAAGAGCGGUUCUCGGGGCGACGCGCCUUACCCAGCACUAAAGCGAACCAACCCAGGCAACAUCAUCCGUUGUACGGUUGGCGGCGGUCACCUUGGCAGCAAACUCGCUCACGAGAAUGAGGCACCUUUCCCUGAGGACUUGCCCGAAUUCUUCAUCAAGUCGUUCUGUCCACCAGGUGGGAUCGUAUGCGAUCCGUUUUCCGGGAGUGGAACCACGGCCAAGGCGAAUUGCCGAAGUCCAAACAAAGCUGAUCGCAUGAAGACUCUCUGGCCCAAACCUGAAGACCUCGAAGACGUAAGCGACCACCAGCGCGGUGCGUACGCGAACGCCACGCGGUCACCACUCGGCAUUCUCACCGGAGGUCCCGGCACCGGUAAAACAUGGUCGACCAGUGCGAUCCUGAAGGCCAUCACUAAAGAGCACGGCGCGGAGAACGUUGGUGUAUGUGCUCCGACCGGCAAGGCCGCGAUCCGCAUGACGCAAGCCAUGUCCGAGCGAAGUCUGUCGAUCGAGGCCACCACUGGGCAUCGGCUGCUCGGCGUCAGUCGCAACGGGCACGAUGGCAAAGGAUGGGGGUUCAUUCACGACGCAGGCAACCCGUUGCCCUAUCGCUUCCUGGCCGUUGACGAAUCGUUCAUGCUGGGGACCAAUCUCGCUUCAAAGAUCCUCGCGGCAUGUGCACCUGGCACACACGUGCUCUUCACGGGAGACGAAGGCCAGCUCUUGCCGGUUGGCCACGGCGCUCCGGUGCGUGACAUGGUCCGGGCUGGACUUCCGCACGGGCAACUCACCAAGGUUGAGAGAAACGCGGGCGACAUCGUGCGAGCAUGCCAGGCGAUGCGUGCCGGCCGCAUCUUCUAUCCAAGCAAGUCGAUCAAUGUGGCUGCUGGGAACAACUGGCUGCAUAUCGAAACGCGAAACAGCCAGCAGUCCCUCGAUCGACUGCGAGAACUCUUGGGCCGUCCCGCGGACACGCACGAUACCACAUGGGAUAUGCAGGCGAUUACCGCCCGUCGGGAGAAAGGCGAUCUGUCGAAGGAUCAUGUGAACAAAGUCUUGCGGGCUGUGCUGAAUCCAAGGCAUGAGGGUGGCGAGAUCGCCGGUAACCCCUUCCGCGUCGGUGACAAGGUGAUUUGCACUGAGAACUUCAUGCUGCCUGUGGUUGAACAAGACGGUGGUGACUGGAACGAAUCCGACCACAGCGACUUUGUUGCUAACGGCGAGAUUGGCCGAGUCGAGUUGAUCGACAAGAAAGAGAUACUUGUUUCAUUCGACUGCCCAAGACGAACGGUGGCUGUACGCGGAGAGCUGCUCUCAAUCUUUGAUUGGGCAUACGGCAUUACGUGCCACAAGGCUCAGGGUUCUCAAUGGCCGGUGGUUAUUGCCCUCGUCGACGAUUCGCGUGGGGCAGGAAUGCUUUGUUCGCGGGAGUGGUGGUAUACGGCGAUCAGUCGCAUGCAAACCCUUUGCGUGACGAUUGGGAAAUUCUCCGUGAUUCGUCAGCACUGUGCGGUCGAGCGAUCGAGCAUGCGAAAGACGUUCCUUGCUGAGCAGGACGCCCAGACGAUCAACGGCGUUCGACAUCCACGACCGCUGAUCGUGCGAACAGUGAGUGCCGCACUGAAGACUGGCGACUACUCGAUCGAAGGCUUCGAGGACAAAGUUGCCAUUGAAAGAAAAUCGCUGGGCGAUGCCUUCUCGUCGUUUGGUGCUGAUCGGGAGCGAUUCGAGCGAGAGCUUCAACGAAUGGCGGAGAUGGAAUUCUCCGUUGUGGUUGUUGAGGCCAGCCUGGGCAGUGUGCUUUACAAGCCGAAGCCGGAAGGAUCGGGCAACCGGUGGUUCAGCGGCAAGGCACUCAUUCGCACCGUUACGGCCUGGCAGAACAGGUAUCCAACGAAGUGGUGGUUCUUCCCGACAAGGGAUUGGUCGGAGCGAAUGACGUUCAGAAUGCUUGAGCGGUAUUGGCUGGACAAGCAGAAGGAAUUGGAGGGAGCUUUGUGA
Messenger RNA from Cladocopium goreaui, 5766 nucleotides. Lineage: Eukaryota; Dinophyceae; Suessiales; Symbiodiniaceae. The record is from the annotation of a GenBank genome assembly.